This is a messenger RNA of Scutellospora calospora, 491 nucleotides long. The record is from the annotation of a GenBank genome assembly. Lineage: Eukaryota; Fungi; Glomeromycota; Glomeromycetes; Diversisporales; Gigasporaceae.
AAAUACAGCUUUUGGAAGUUCAGACCCCCCAGCACAAAUAAUUCAAAACACAAUUGCCAAUAUGCCGCAAAAUUCUUAUUCAUAUAUGCCAAAUACCUAUGCAUUACGUAAACAAAUAAAUUAUGUUAGAAAAAAACAUUUACUUUCACAACCACAGUCAUUACAAGAAAUUGAUAUUCCUAUUAAUUUACAUCAAACAAUCCAUGAUGAGCAAUUUUUGGCUAAAGAUAUUAAAUAUGGUGAAGAAAAAAUGUUAAUUUUCUGUAUAGCAUCAAAUCUUAAGUAUUUACAAAAUGCCAACUAUUGGAUUGUAGAUAGCACAUUUAAAACUGUGCCUAUACUUUUUCAACAACUAUAUACAGUACAUGCUUUAGUUAGUAGAAAUAAUAAUGCAACUAUUUUUCCUAUAGUUUAUGCCUUGAUGACAGAUAAAUCUGAAGAAAGUUAUUUACACUUUUUUCAAGAAUUAAUUGAAUUAGGUGAAACUUCUG